UAGCUUUAUUUUUUCUAAAUGCUAGUGGCUUUUUCCCUUUCUUUAGUCCCCUAGCAUUUCCAAAAGGACACAUACCUCCUACUUUCAUGUUAGCAGCUUAAAAUCUGUUUUCUCAAUUCUAGUAUGAGGAGAGGGAGGACGAAUGAUCACCAUGGAUAAUAAUAAACCAAAUAAGCAAGAAACCCCAUCUCCCUUCACCAAUAAAGAUCAUGAUUCCUCGCCUAGAAAGCCUCCACUCCCCUCCGCCUCCGUCGCCGGAGGUAGCGGUGGAGAUAGGUUGAAGAGAGACGAGUGGAGUGAAGGGGCGGUUUCGAGUCUACUAGAGGCUUAUGAAGCCAAGUGGGUGCUUCGUAAUCGAGCCAAGCUAAAGGGUCAUGACUGGGAAGAUGUGGCUAAGUACGUGUCUUCACGCGCUAAUUCAAGCAAGUCGCCUAAAACACAAACGCAGUGUAAGAAUAAGAUCGAGUCGAUGAAGAAACGGUACCGUUCGGAGUCCGCCACCUCCGAUGUAUCGUCGUGGCCGCUGUUUCCGCGUUUGGAUCUGUUGUUGCGUGGCAGCGGUGGUCCUCCGGUUGUAACAUCUGGCGGUGAUCCACCGUCUUCUUCGACUCCCGUUGCUAAUAAACUUCCUCUGAUGGUGUUUGAACACACGCCUCCGCCUCCUCCUCCGCCGAUGAUUCAGUCAUCGAGUCCGCCGGUCACUCUACCGGUGCCCUUGCCGGUUGCAACUCCGGCACAUCAAGUAAUUGGACAGAAUUCAAUCGAUUCUAAUGGCCUCGAUCGGGAGAACAAGGAAGAUGAUGUGGUGGGUAUUAAAACGAGCGAGAAAGAGAUUAAUCAAGUAUCUGAAAAAAUGGAAAUUGAAACCGACUGUAGCACUCCAGCACUUUAUAGCAACGAAAAAGGAAAGAUACAGACGAAAAACCAAAACCACAAGAAUACAAAUAAUAGAAAAAGACGAAGAAAAGGAGAAAGAGAAAGUUGGGAUGUAGCGGAGAGCAUAAGAUGGUUGGCUAAAGUGAUGGUGAGGUCAGAGCAGGCUAAAGUUGAAACAAUGCGGGAGUUGGAGAAAAUGAGAGCGGAUGCUGAGGUGAAAAGAGGUGAAAUUGAUCUGAAAAGAACCGAGAUAAUUGCUCAUACUCAGUUAGAGAUUGCUAGGCUCUUUGCUACAAGCUUUGGUAAGACUGUUGAUCCAUCUUUAAGGAUUGGAAGGAGUUGAGUUGAAUAGAGCUGCCACAAUUUUAAGCAUAUAUAUAUACUUUUUAUGUACUAAUUGUUAUAAGAAAACAACAACAUUAUACAUCUAUAUGUAAAUGUAGAUGUAAGAGGUUGUUAUAUGAUGUUGAUGCAUGUUUGUAAUUGUAUCUUAUAUUUAUGGGAAAUUACUUCAAAGAUCCUCACAA
Messenger RNA from Lactuca sativa (garden lettuce), 1403 nucleotides. RefSeq names its product sequence-specific DNA binding transcription factor. Lineage: Eukaryota; Viridiplantae; Streptophyta; Magnoliopsida; Asterales; Asteraceae. The record is from RefSeq and is a predicted model, not a curated record.